This is a messenger RNA of Rhagoletis pomonella (apple maggot), 759 nucleotides long. RefSeq names its product trypsin-like. The transcript has a single exon. Bases 1 to 759 code for a protein of 252 amino acids. Lineage: Eukaryota; Metazoa; Arthropoda; Insecta; Diptera; Tephritidae. Gene Ontology annotation, molecular function: serine-type endopeptidase activity. Gene Ontology annotation, biological process: proteolysis. The record is from RefSeq and is a predicted model, not a curated record.
AUGUUUCGCUUUGUAGCAUUAUUCGCAUUGGUUAGUGUGGCCUGUGGUGGUCUCUUGCCAGAUGAUUUGGACGGUCGUAUUGUGAAUGGUGUUGACACCACCAUUACAGCACAUCCUUAUCAGGUGUCCUUGCAAACUACAUCUGCUUCGCACUUCUGCGGUGGCAGCAUCAUCAACGAAAACACCAUCGUGACCGCUGCUCACUGCCUGCAGUCCUACACAGCAAGCCAAAUUCGCGUACGCCUUGGUUCCACCAACUACAAGUCCGGCGGUGAAUUGGUUGCUAUCUCCUCCUUCACCUACCAUCCUGGCUACAAUUCCAAGACUAUGGUUAACGAUGUUGGUGUUCUGAAAUUGGCCACACCAGUUGCUGAGUCGGCGAAUAUACGCUACGUCAAAUUGGCUGAAAAAACACCAGCUACCGGCACUCCAGCUGUAGUCACCGGCUGGGGUACUAAAUGUUAUCUUACUUGCUUGACUCUUCCAACUGUCUUGCAGGAAGUUGAAGUAGAUAUUGUGGAUGAAAAUGUCUGCGCCUCUAGCGAAUACAAGUACGGUUCGGAAAUUAAGGAGACAAUGGUUUGUGCUUACGCACUGAAUAAGGAUGCUUGCCAAGGUGACUCUGGUGGCCCAUUGGUCGCUAACAACGAAUUGGUUGGUGUUGUCUCUUGGGGCAGAGGUUGCGCUAGAUCGGGAUACCCUGGUGUAUACUCGGACGUGCCUUCGCUGCGUUCAUGGAUCCUGGAACAGGCUAAUUGA